This is a messenger RNA of Eurypyga helias (sunbittern), 3829 nucleotides long. RefSeq names its product histone-lysine N-methyltransferase 2C-like. Gene Ontology annotation, biological process: positive regulation of transcription by RNA polymerase II. The record is from RefSeq and is a predicted model, not a curated record. NCBI's taxonomy places the organism in Eukaryota, Metazoa, Chordata, Aves, Eurypygiformes, Eurypygidae. The annotation marks the transcript as partial. Gene Ontology annotation, cellular component: MLL3/4 complex. Gene Ontology annotation, molecular function: transcription coactivator activity; histone H3K4 methyltransferase activity; histone binding. The transcript has 25 exons.
AUGUCGUACUCGAAAGAAAUGAAGUGCAUAUUUCAGAUUUUGAACGGAUUUCGGUACAGAAAGGCCAUUAAAUCUGCCUACACAUGUGUAAAUGGAAGUGGGCCAACUUCUAAAAUUCGAACUGGUUGCACAGGCUCAGCUCUGUUAAAACAUUCUGGGGAAGACAACAAGAUGCUGGUGUGCGAUACAUGCGACAAAGGCUACCAUACUUUCUGUCUACAGCCAGUUAUGGACGCUGUACCAACAAAUGGUUGGAAAUGUAAAAACUGUAGAGUAUGUGCUGAGUGUGGCACACGAACAAGUUGUCAGUGGCACCAUAAUUGUUUGGUAUGUGACAGUUGUUACCAACAGCAAGACAACUUAUCUUGUCCGUUCUGUGAAAAACUGUGCCUCCAAGACUUCCAGAAAGAUAUGUUGCAUUGUCAUAUGUGCAAAAGAUGGAUUCACGUAGAAUGUGAGAGAUCUCCAGGUAGUGAAUUGGAGUCUCAGUUGAAAGACUACAUCUGCACUCUUUGUAAACAAGGAGAAGGGGAUCAGACUCAGUCAUGUGAUAUAAUGGACACUUCUGAACUCAUUCCUGAACCUGAUGGUGUAACAGCUUGUACAAAUGAGAUGGAAAUGGAAAGUGUUGGAGAGGAUGCGACAUUUCAGGAGCAACCCGUUACUGGUGAUGGCCCUGGUCAAGAAUCAGCUGCUGGCUGUGUCACAGAUGUUACAGGCAUAUCACCAGAAGAACAGACCACAGAACUGGAAACAGAAGUCUCUGUUGAAAUUAAUUCAGCAGAAAUGGAAAUGUCUCCUAAAAAGACACCAGCAUCUGGUGAGAGUCAGACUGAGAAAAUGAUGGAAGCGAUGGAAGGUGUUCAAGCUGCAGUACAGCAGGAGUUGGACAAACAAGUGGAAGAGACAGAGCCACCACAAGGUAGUGUGGAGGUAUCAGAAGCAUCCACAGUAGACUCUCGGUCUCUGUCUUCAGUACCUGAGACCGUAACUGUGACGCCAGAAAUACAGGAGACUGAAGGUAAAGGAGAUACUUGUUUCACCGUAGAACAACAACUGGAAAUCAUAAAAGUGCAAAAAGAGGUAGAAAAAGGAGAAACCCAUGAAAAGUCAGAAACACCAGCUCUUCUGGAAGUAGAAACUACUUCUGCAAAUGAAGGUGUUGCAAGUAGUUCACCAGUUGGAGACAAACCCAUAAAAUCACCAGCUGAGACUUACCCCUCCCUUCCCCCAUCAGUUAACAUAAACAAGACAAAUGUGUCUUCCUCGCCAGAUGUUCCGUUAGACUUGCAUUCUGUACGGGCUGUGCAGCACAGCCAGCCCCCGACAUUGCCUUCCACUGCUGGAAGUGCUCUCCCAACGACGUACAUAUCAGUCACUCCAAAAAUUGGCAUGGGAAAACCAGCCAUCACCAAACGCAAGUUUUCGCCUGGAAGACCCAGAUCAAGACAGGGCCGUGGAUCAGGAUUCCCAGGGAAGCGGAGGCCACGUGGUGCAGGUCUUUCGGGAAGAGGUGGCAGAGGUAGAUCAAAACUGAAAAAUGGAGUUGGGACUGUAGUCAUUCCAGGGGUCACAACGAUGGACAUUUCAUCUAACAAAGAUGAGGAAGAAAACUCAAUGCAUAAUACAGUUGUCCUCUUCUCUAACAGUGACAAGUUCACUCUCCAUCAGGAUAUGUGCGUAGUAUGUGGGAGUUUUGGCCAAGGUGCUGAGGGCAGAUUGCUUGCCUGUUCUCAAUGUGGUCAGUGUUACCAUCCAUACUGUGUCAGUAUUAAGAUUACUAAAGUGGUGCUUAGCAAAGGCUGGAGGUGCCUGGAGUGCACGGUGUGUGAAGCCUGUGGGAAAGCGACAGACCCAGGGAGACUGCUUCUCUGUGACGACUGCGACAUCAGCUACCACACGUACUGCUUAGAUCCACCCCUGCAGACAGUUCCAAAGGGAGGCUGGAAGUGCAAAUGGUGUGUUUGGUGCAGACACUGUGGAGCAACGUCUCCGGGUUUAAGAUGUGAAUGGCAAAAUAAUUACACACAGUGUGCUCCCUGCGCAAGUCUGUCUACCUGCCCAAUCUGCUAUCGCACUUACAGGGAUGAAGAGCUGAUAAUUCAGUGUAGACAGUGUGAUCGAUGGAUGCAUGCAAUCUGUCAGAACUUAAACACAGAGGAGGAAGUGGAAAACAUAGCUGAUAUGGGUUUUGACUGUACCAUUUGUAGGCCAUACAUACCACCAACAAACGUGCCUUCUUUGGACUGUUGUGAUUCAUCAGUUGGAGCUCAGAUUAUUUCAAAAUCAAAAGAACUAGACCCACCGAAGACAUACACCCAGGAUGGAGUCUGCUUGACAGAAUCCGGCAUGUCUCAGUUACAGAGCCUAACUGUUACAGUACCCAGAAGAAAACGGACGAAACCAAAGCUUAAGCUGAAGAUUAUAAAUCAGAACAGUGUGGCUGUGCUUCAGACACCCCCAGAUGCCCAGUCAGAACACUCAAGAGAUGGGGAGAUGGAUGACAGUAGAGAAGGUGAUCUUAUGGAUUGUGAUGGAAAAUCAGAUUCCAGCCCAGAACGGGAAGCUGUGGAUGAUGAUACCAAAGUGGCAGAAGGAGCUGAUGGGAUUAAAAAGAGGAAGCGGAAACCAUAUAGACCUGGUAUUGGUGGAUUUAUGGUACGUCAGAGAAGCCGUACAGGGCAGGGGAAGACUAAGAGAUCUCUCUCCAGGAAAGAUUCUUCUGGAUCUGUUUCUGAGCAGUUGCCUGGCAGAGAUGAAGGUUGGACAGAACAGCUGCCAGACACGCCAGUUGAGGAGUCUACCCCAGCUUCUGAAAGUACUGAGAAAAUAAAAAAGCGUUACAGAAAAAAGAAAAAUAAGCUUGAAGAAACCUUUCCCGCCUACUUACAGGAAGCUUUCUUUGGGAAAGACCUACUGGAUACCAGUAGGCAAACCAAGAUGAGCCUAGAUAAUUUACCUGAAGAAUCACUUCCACUCUCAUGUAAAACAAAUCUGACCAGCAGUUUCCUGGAUCCUUCAUCUGACCCCCUUCUUAGCUCAACCUCCAUGCCAGCUCAGGCCAAACUGGGACCUCAAGGUAGCACCGACGAUCCUUUAGCUGAUCUUUCCGAGGUCUUAAAUACGGAUGAUGAUAUUCUUGGAAUACUUUCUGAUGAUUUGGUAAAGUCUGGAGAUCAUUCGGCUGGAUUAGAUAUUGGUCCCAUCUCUGAUGAUCCUUCUUCUCUGCCUCAGCCGAAUGUCAACCAGAGUUCACGGCCAUUGAGUGAAGAACAGUUGGAUGGAAUCCUGAGUCCAGAACUAGACAAAAUGGUCACAGAUGGUGCUAUUCUUGGCAAAUUGUACAAAAUCCCAGAGCUAGGAGGAAAGGAUGUUGAAGAUUUGUUCACAGCUGUAUUAAGUCCAGCAACCACGCAGCCGGCUCCUUUGCCCCAGCCUCCACCUCCACCACAACUUAUGUCUUUGCACGGUCAAGGAGAGAGUGCAUUUCCAAGAGUGCCCAUUAUGAACGGGCUGAUCGGCCCUAACCCCCAUCUCCCUCACACAGCUCUGACUGCUGGAGGCGGGCUGGGCACUUUCUCUCCCAUUACACAGCAACCAUAUACAGAUACCAGGGAUAAGAAUCCAGCGUUCAAUCCAAUGGUAAGUGAUCCAAACAGCUCCUGGGCACCAUCUGCUCCACCUUUGGAAGGUGAAGGCGAUACAAUGUCCAAUGCCCAAAGAAGCACUCUUAAGUGGGAAAAAGAAGAAGCUUUGGGUGAAAUGGCAACAGUAGCACCUGUUCUCUAUACAAAUAUCAACUUCCCUAACCUAAAGGAAGAAUUUCCAG